This is a messenger RNA of Fopius arisanus, 1517 nucleotides long. It is a transcript of the gene Sgf29, whose product is annotated as SAGA-associated factor 29. NCBI's taxonomy places the organism in Eukaryota, Metazoa, Arthropoda, Insecta, Hymenoptera, Braconidae. Gene Ontology annotation, cellular component: SAGA complex. The transcript is spliced from 2 exons. The record is from RefSeq and is a predicted model, not a curated record. The coding region runs from base 66 to 941 and encodes 291 amino acids.
ACCUCCAAAAAAAUCAAAACAAAAACAUAAACAAAGUCAAUUAAUUAGGAAAAAUAUUAAAAAUAAUGCCAUUUACGGCGGAUGCAGCUGCGACUCAGAUUCAGGAGCGAUUGAAGAAUAUUUUCCAGCUACUCCAAGAUAUCGAGAAGGAGCGCUCGAGGUCAGAGAUCAAUCUUAACAAUAUAACAAAAGCUCAUGAGAAAGUCGCCCCCGACGAUAAAGUGACGCCUUAUUAUCAGCAAAAACUCAAAUCCUUGUACAAUUCAGCGGUGCAGGACGCAGGACAGGAGGAGGAACUCCUCAGGAAUGCCUUGACGAAGAUCAAUGAGAUAAGGUCAAUAAGAAACGAGAGGAGGAUCCAAGCAAGAAAUGCUGGAAACAAAGAGACGAUUCGUCGAGGUGCCCUGAUGAAGAUGUUGCAGAGUACAGCAGCAACACUUCCCCUGUACAUCGGUAAAACCCCAAGUGCAAAGCCCCCACCACUUUGUGGGGCCAUUCCCGCGGAGUCCACGUACAUUGCCAAAAUGGGAGACAUGGUGGCAGCUCUGGUGAAGGGCGCCGAGGAGGAGGAGAACUGGAUUUUGGCGGAGGUUGUGCACUUCAACGCGACGACUAACAAAUACGAAGUCGAUGACAUCGACGAGGAGCAGAAAGACAGGCACACAUUAUCCAAGAGAAGAGUUGUUCCUCUGCCCCUGAUGAGGGCCAAUCCUGAGACUGAUUCACACGCCCUCUUCCCCAAGGGCUCAAUCGUCAUGGCACUCUAUCCCCAGACCACAUGUUUUUACAAAGCUGUUGUCAAUCAGCUGCCAACAUCUGCCACUGAGGAGUACGAGGUACUCUUCGAGGAUGCCACUUACGCUGAUGGGUAUUCACCACCUCUCAAUGUCGCCCAGAGAUACGUCAUCUCCAUCAAGGAGGGGAAGAAGAGCAAGAGUUAGGGGUUGGGGCGAGGUAGCAAUUAUCGGAAAUAUUGGGGGGAUGAUCCGGAGAAAUUGGAAGUGUAGCGGAUUUUUUUAAUGAAUAAAUGCUCGUGUUUUUUGGAAAUUCUGGGAAUUUAUUCCCGUCAUUUUGUGGUUUUCUUAAACAGUUCGAAAUUCUCGAACUCGAAAUUCCUUCAAAAUUUUCGCUACAAGAGAUGAUAGCUGAUAGCUUUUUAUCGCAGAUUUGUGAUCAGAAAACAAAAUACUAUUCGAAUAUCAAUUUUCGAAAAUGGGGAAAUUAACGAAUCAUAUUUUUAUUGACAUCCUACACCAAAAGUCAAUUCUAAAAUACGACGAAUAAAAUUUUUGGUCAAUUAAACCAAAAUUUAGGAACAGAUCGAAAAGAUAAAUAAAAAAAUGAUGGAAAUGAAAAAAUUAAAAAAUGGGGAAAAUCAAAAAAAUGUAAUGGUGUCCGUUUUAUUUGUCCGUACACUUAUUUUUUAAUCUUUCUGUUUAUUAUUGUCUUCUCGUUUUUGUUUUCUCGACAUUUUCUUCAAUAACUAAGAAAUCGCCCACUUACUGCAUAAUUUUGUA